Molecule: messenger RNA, 1888 nt
Organism: Melanotaenia boesemani (Boeseman's rainbowfish)
Lineage: Eukaryota; Metazoa; Chordata; Actinopteri; Atheriniformes; Melanotaeniidae
Exons: 3
Coding region: 407-1048 (213 amino acids)
Source: RefSeq, a predicted model, not a curated record
UUUGCAACGUGAGAAACACGGAUCUUCUUGUGUUUUCCGCUGAACACGGAAUAAAUUUGCACAUUUUCUGCUGAGUUUCUGCAGCAGAGAACAACGAAAAUCAAUCAGCUGUAUUUUAUUGCAUGAGGCUGAACAUCCUGGUGAAGAACCUGCCAGCUGGUCAGCACACCUGAUCACCUUCACACAGCGAGGAUGAGAAAGUUCAAACCAGUUCUCUGUGGACCAGAAGAAGAGGAGAGGAUGGAAACCUCUGUGGACCAGAGCAGCUGUGUGUCACGUGGUUUCUCUGCAAACACUCUGUGGGUGGACUAAGCUGAUCUUGUUUACUUUAACUUUUUAGUUUCGCUUUCUUCUCCUCUUGCAAACAUUCAGCUGAGAUCUGCAGCAACAUUUAAACUUCCAGAAAAUGAGGCUUGUUUUUGUUUCUUCCUCCUUCUGCCUCCUCUUCACUUCCUGUCUGGCUGCAGCUUUACAAGAUCAGCAGGAGGUGGAAGCUGGACAGAAUGUCCCUCUUCAGUGUCAGGCUCCCAGAAACACAGAAAUCCUCAUGUUGGAGUGGACCAGGUCUGAUCUCAGACCAGAGGAUUACGUCUUCUUCUACAGAGAAAAGCGCUCGUACGAACGCUACCAGCAUCCGUCUUUUAGAGGCCGAGUGAAGCUGAGAGACUCUUCCUCUGUGGAGGACGGAGACGUCUCUGUGGUCCUGCAGAACACCAGCAUCACUGAUUCAGGAACAUAUGAGUGUCUGAUCACAGUCAGAAGCUCAGGAAGCAGUGAGAGAGACUUCAGUGUUGUCAGUCACUCCAUCAACCUGACCGUCACAGCCUCAGCUUUCACUGAUGCGCGUGCUGAGUUUGGACGAGGUGAAGACACAGGAGGAGUAAAGGGUGGAGUUAAAGCUGCUGCAUCAGUUCCUGCCGUCCUUCUGCUUCUUGGUGGGGUUUUUGUUGCUGUGAGGUAUUGCAGGAAAUCUAAACCACCUUCAGAGAACAGCCCACCAGCUCCUCCUGAACACACUCCUGAACAACGCCUGAUCCAGGAUGUUUAAUCUCUCCUCCUGCUUGUUUUCAUGUCCAGCUGCUCUGCAAAGAUGAAUCAUGUUCAGGGCAGCAGGUUGAACUCAUUUAAACUCUGAUGUAGUAAAAUGUCUCAUCUCUCUGAGAGUCUUUAAAACACAAACAUUCCCUGCUGCAGAUGUUUCUACUGAAAACAGAGAGAACAUGAACCAGUUCCCCAGAAGAUGAACCAGUUCCCCAGAAUAUGAACCAGUUCCCCAGAAGAUGAACCAGUUCCCCAGAUGAUGAAUCAGUUCCCCAUAAAAUGAACCAGUUCCCCAGAAGAUGAACCAGUUCCCCAGAAGAUGAACCAGUUCCCCAGAAGAGGAGCCAGUUCCAGGUUUCAGAUGUUGUAAAGAUAAUAAAAAUCAGCAUAAACAUUUUAGAUUUAAACUUAGUGUUUUUCCAGAGUUUAUAUAAUUUAGUCUCAAACUUCAUCAGCCAAUCAGAUUCCUGCUGCGCUCUGAUUGGUGGUUAGAUGAAGACCUUUAUGUGGAUGAUGGAUCAGUUUCCGUCGUGUUGAACUGGACUCUGUAAAGAGGACUGGGUUGGUGUAAAUAAAGUUGAACAGAGCAGCAGAGGAAAAGCAAAGAGAAGAAGAUGGAUCAGAUUUACAGAUGUUUACUAUGAUGUCAUAGAGCAGAAAGAGUAGAUUUAGGAGGAAGAGGAGGAGUUUCUUCAGGAAACAGAACUUCGUAUUGACCUGUGGGAUCUGCGUAUAAUAAUAAUGUAAUCAGCACUUUAACAUGAACCUGUAACAUGCUGCGUUCAAAUAAAACUUUAUGCGUCCUUGUGUUCGGUAACUUGUGUUAACGUCUUUUCUCUGAAUGUUU